This is a messenger RNA of Parnassius apollo (apollo), 1806 nucleotides long. NCBI's taxonomy places the organism in Eukaryota, Metazoa, Arthropoda, Insecta, Lepidoptera, Papilionidae. The record is from the annotation of a GenBank genome assembly.
AUGGUUAGAAGAAACGGCCGCUACACUGUUAGCUUGCGCGGCUUCCGUGACUUUGCAUUUGGGAACAAACCACCUGACGACGAGAAACAAGAACAAAAACCAGAAGAAGAUUUAUCUAAUCAUGACGUUAUAUUCUUAAGAGGCAUCAUUGAAAGUCCUGAUUUUGGAAGAAAAUACUCCCUGGAUUCAGAAGAGGAUUUGAUCAUUAAACCUGUCUCUUUGGAUAACGUAAACAUAAUACGGUCGUUAAGUGAGUACCGAGGCAAUAACAUACGAACUAUUGAGCAAGCAGAACUUGCUAUACUACUAUCCAGAGUGCACUUUAAGGCCCUUAUAGAUGCUCAUGAUCAAAUAGGAGCAAUCUGGCUAGAAAGAGGCUCAGGUACAGAUGAAAACACUGCUCUUAAAGAAGAAAACGGGGAUAUAGCCAAAAACACUGACAAAGAUUUUGAUCCUGAUUUGGACGAAGACAUGCCUGUAGAGACAAUUAAGGUAGUUGGACUUAGAAAAGUGCCUGGGCAGCCCUUAGGACUAACUGUCACCACCGACGAACAUGGUCAGUUGAUAGUAGCUAGAAUAUUAGCUGGCAGUGCAGCAGCAAAACAGGCCCUCCUGUCAGUUGGAGAUGUCCUGCUAGAAGUUGAUGGUGUACGUAUAGAUUCAGAGGAUCAACUUAAGGAAGCAGUGUCCAAACCAAAUGACCGAGUAACCCUGAAAGUUGGCCCUAAUCUAAAAGAAAAAAGUUCACAGUUAACAAACAAACUCAGUUGCUAUAUGAGAGCUCUCUUUGAUUAUGAUCCAAAGGAAGACACACUUCUUCCCUGUAAGGAAAUUGGAUUGGCAUUUAAAAGAGGAGAUAUCUUACAAGUAUCAGAUAGAAAAGAUCCAAAUUGGUGGCAAGCAAGUCAUGUUGAAAAUCCAGAAGUUGUUGGUCUAAUCCCUUCACCAGAGUUAGAAGAAAGACGAAAAGCUUAUGUACCUCCUGAGGCUGAUUUUGUUCAUAAAAUAAGCAUCUGUGGUGCACGGAUUUCAAAGAAAAAAAAGAAAUUCGUCUACGAAUCGCGGUCGAGCGUUCAACUGGAAGGCGCAGAACUGGCGCUGUAUGAAGAAGUUGCGCGCACCCCACCAUUUCUGCGACGUACCCUAGCAUUGGUGGGAACUAAAGGCGUCGGCCGUCGAACGUUAAAGAACCGAAUGAUACAAGAACAUCCUGAUAGAUUCGGUGCCGUAGUUCCGCAUACAUCUCGACCGCCGCGGCCUCUAGAAGAAAACGGACUCUCUUACUGGUUUGUAUCGCGGGAAGAAAUGGAGAGAGAUGCUCUUGCAGGCCGCUUUUUGGAAUAUGGAGAGCACAACGGUCAUCUAUAUGGAACCCACCUUGACUCUAUAAGAGCCGUUAUUAAAGAAGGUAAAAUGUGCAUUUUGGACUGCGCUCCGCAAUCAUUGAAACUUUUGCAUAACAGCAGCGAGUUCCUGCCGUACGUUGUAAUGGUGGGCGCUCCGGGUAUAGAGCAACUACGGAACUUGACUUACGCGUCCAACAGAAAUUUAUCGUUCGACCGGCAGAGCUCUAUUCGGUACAGUUCUCGACGUGCGCGAACCCUUGAGUCGCUAGCUUCACUUUACGAGGAAGAAGAUAUGAAGAAAACACUAGAAGAAAGUGCCCGCAUCGAGAGAAAUUACGAAAAGUACAUCGACCUGGUAAUAGUCAACAACAACCUCGAUACAACGUACUCGAAAAUUAUGGACGCGCUGCACUCGCUUUCAACAGAUCACCAAUGGGUGCCUGUCAGCUGGAUUUAUUAA